Messenger RNA from Aspergillus niger, 1545 nucleotides. RefSeq lists its product as uncharacterized. The transcript is spliced from 2 exons. Lineage: Eukaryota; Fungi; Ascomycota; Eurotiomycetes; Eurotiales; Aspergillaceae. The record is from RefSeq and is a predicted model, not a curated record. Gene Ontology annotation, cellular component: nucleus. The coding region runs from base 1 to 1545 and encodes 514 amino acids.
AUGGAUACACUCCAGUCGGAUUUGGCCAAAGCACCAGAGUUUCUUCUGUGGAGCUUCUUAGCGCUCAUUUUACCGUUCUCAGGCCACGAAUUCUACCAUGGCAGAGAAUCGGACGCUCGGAACUUCUAUUCCCAGUCAGCCGAACAGGCAGUUGUGAAGAUGGCCGUCGAAGGCAUACCACGAGUGGAAGUACUACAGUCGCUAUGCCUGCUAGCCCUACGGCACAUCAAAGAAGGCAAAGAAGCCCAAGCCUGCAUGACAAUCGGGAUGGCAUCCCGACUUCAAUCAUUCCGAACCCUGCAACAACUCAACAACCAAACCGAAGCCAGAGUCCUCACAGUUUCCCGCUGCCACUGGAGCAUACGCAUCCUAGAAAGCGUCUUCACACCCCAACUCUCCAUCCCAUCUCCACCUCAAAUUCCAAUAACCCCCGAAUAUCCCUACCCACCCAGCGCACCCCUCCCACCCCCACUCCCCUCCGCAUCCCCAACUCACACCGACCUCUUCGACACCACCGACCCAACCAACGACCUCGGAAUCGUCGCCUACAGCAUACAACUAACAAUCAUCUGGGGCGAAACCGCCUCCUACCUUCACAGCAUCCGCACGAACCCCAACCUCAACGAAGAAACCCCCUGGUCCCUAUCUUCCACCUACUCAAAGCUCAACCACAGACGCAACGAACACGAAACCCAACUCCCAGAAUCCCAUCUCCUCCGCAAUGUGGCCUUCACCAAACGCUCCCGCGCCGAGAUUUCCGCCCACCAAGAAUACUGGACCUCCUGGAUCUCAAUGCAGAUCUUCUGCCACGCUCUCGUCGCAGUCCAGAACCAUCCCUUCAUCCACCUCGUCAUAUUACGCGGGAACCGCGGCGUCUCCCAAUCCCGCCUCUUCCUCCAACAAACAGUCGACCACGCCUUAUUCCACUCCGAAUGGGUAUUCCGGCUCGUCCAGGCGUGGGAGAACUUCGAUUUACCCCUCCACGACCCGCUAAUUGCCCAUUUGGUAGCAGCCACUGCGUCCAUAUCGUGGAUAUUUCAAUUCGCGAGAGACAGAGGAAUUGGAGAAAAAGCACGAGGGCAUCUUGUCGUCGCAGAGAGAUUGUUGUCAAGAAUGUCUACCGUCUGGCCGCAUGUUUCUCAUAGGCUUAAGACUCUUCAUGCACUUCAGUCGUCGGCAUCCGUUGCGACGACGAACCCGUCUAUAUCGUCUGAGCACCAAGGUGCAGCAAUAACUAAAGGAACGACGAUCAGUAUCCAGCCAUCCCUGUUCUGGGAUUUACUCGAUCCUAAAAUAUGUCCGUCGGAAACGCCGGGGUCGUCGGGACCGGCAGCUCCGGGAGCUAGGAUGCGCGUUACGACGCAGUUUAUGCAUCCGCUUAGUGAGGAUGAGCCGUCGCUGGGGCAGGGAGGGAGGGAUGUGGGUAGGGUUGGUGGCGGUGGUGAGGGGUUUAUGGCGGAUGUUCACGUGCAAGAGUUGGAGCAGUUGUCGUUGGAUGAGUUGUUUGGGCAGUUGGGAGAUGAUACGUUUACUUGGGCGCUUUGA